ACCAAAAUGUUAAUUGGGCCACCGUAUAUUAACCCGCUGGCCGCCAUUAUUUCAUUUCGCAAUUCAAUAACCCUAAUCCCCAAAUGGGUCGACUCUCCUCCGCCGUAGAAUUCCCCGACGACAACCACCGCCGCGACCGUUACAAUUCCGACCGCCGUUACUCGCCUCAUCGCCGCCGCAGCCGCAGCCGUAGCCCUGUAAGUCGGAGUCGGAGUCCGGUAUACAGUCCAUACAGAGUCGGCCAACAACAACAAAACGGCCGAACCAAUCGCCGAUCAAUUUCUCCUAAUCGCAGUUACCGUAGACCACAAAGCCCUAUAAACGAACCUCCUAGAAGAUUCGGAAGAGGUAAGAAACCGUACCUUGAUCGAGAUCAUGCUGAUUCCGAUUCUGAUGAAGAACUUAAAGGCUUGAAUUUCGAGGAGUAUCGUAGGUUAAAGCGCCAGAAAUUGCGUAAACAGUUAAAAAAUUGUAUCUGGAAUUGCACUCCUAGUCCACCUAGGAACAAGGCCGAGGCCGAGGAGGAUUAUGUAGAAGAGAUUUAUGAAUUUGGUGAUAAAAUUGAAGAAGAUAUGGUGGUUAAGAAGGAUAAUGUAUCGAAAAAGGACGUAUCUGGAAGUGAAUCAGAAUCGGAAUCUGAAUCUCAAUCAGAGUCAUCAGAUUCUGAGUCCGUGAAGAGGAAUUCUAGGAAGAGGAGGAAGAAAUUGAGCGCGAGACGUAGGAGUAGGAGGUCAAGAAGGAAAAAUGAGAGCGAAUCGGAGGAAGAGGAGGAGUCUAGUGAUGAUGAUUCAUCAGAGGAAGAAGAAGGAAGGAGAAAAAGAAGGAAGAAAUCGAGGAGAAGAGAGAGUAAGAGGAGAUAUAAAAAGGGUAGUAGUAGGAGGAGGAAGAAAAGAAGCAAAAAGAGAAGGUAUUCAAGUGAGAGUGAGAGUAAAAGCGAAAGUGAAAGUGAAAAUGGUGAAAUUAAUGGUUCUGAUAUUAGUAAGAAGCAAAAGGGUGUUUUGAAGAGUAAGAAAAAGAAGGAUGGGGAUAGUGAUGUAGCUGAAAAGAGCUCGGAGUCGAAUGAGAAGAAGGGUGAUGAAGCAACGAUAGAUGAAGUUAAUAGUGAGGUUCUUGAAUUCAAAGAAUUGAUUGAGGCAAGGAAAAAGAGUAAUUUUGAAGAUGAGGCUCCAGUUGGUCCAAUGCCAUUGCCAAGGGCUGAAGGGCAUAUUAGCUAUGGUGGUGCACUUAGGCCUGGUGAAGGUGAUGCUAUUGCUCAAUAUGUUCAGCAAGGGAAACGUAUUCCACGUAGAGGUGAAGUGGGUCUUUCUGCUGAUGAGAUUUCGAAAUUUGAGGGUCUUGGUUAUGUGAUGAGUGGUAGUAGGCAUCAAAGGAUGAAUGCUAUUCGUAUCAGAAAGGAAAACCAAGUUUACAGCGCUGAAGACAAGCGAGCGCUGGCCAUGUUUAACUAUGAGGAGAAGGCUAAGCGUGAACAGAAGGUUAUGGCUGAUUUGCAGCGCCUCGUGCAACGCCACAUUGGUCAGGAUACUGAAACUUCUCAUGAUCCGUUUGGAGGGAAGUCUGCAGAGGGUGCUGAUGCUUGAUCCCUUUGGAAAACUUAGCAAGCAUAUUUAGAAGUUCUGUUAGUUUCCUACAUUGGAAUCAUAAAGAUCCAUUGAAGUAUGCCCUAGGACUAUGCUUCUCAGACUCAUAAAAAUGUGAUCGUUGUGCGUGUUGGAUCCUCCAAAAGUAAUGCAUUUUUGAAGGAUCUGACAUGGAUGCAGCAAGAUUAUUGGAUAGAACGAGCAACAUGGCCCUAGGAAGCGUUGUAGAGCUUUAUUGACUUUAUUGCAAAUUGUAGUUUUCGUGAAAAAAAUGUAUAGACUGAAUGUAUUCAAGAUGCCACUCAUGUUGUGCUUAUUUCUAGAUCCUUGCACCUGUCUGUUUGGACCUUUAGACACCUACCAACGCUUAUACAACUUGAUGAUAUUAUAUGGUUAUUCGUUAUUGUGUAGAUAAGAUUAGGCCCAAAAUUGAAAUGCUCACUACCACUUUUGGAAGUUCUGUCAUGUAGUUGCAAAUGACUAGUUUUCUGCAUGUUCAGCUAACCAUUUGAGUAUAUUUCAUC
Molecule: messenger RNA, 2104 nt
Organism: Capsicum annuum
Lineage: Eukaryota; Viridiplantae; Streptophyta; Magnoliopsida; Solanales; Solanaceae
Product: NF-kappa-B-activating protein
Exons: 2
Coding region: 84-1580 (498 amino acids)
Biological process (GO): regulation of gene expression
Cellular component (GO): nucleus
Molecular function (GO): chromatin binding
Source: RefSeq, a predicted model, not a curated record